Messenger RNA from Prunus mume (Japanese apricot), 1813 nucleotides. The record is from RefSeq and is a predicted model, not a curated record. NCBI's taxonomy places the organism in Eukaryota, Viridiplantae, Streptophyta, Magnoliopsida, Rosales, Rosaceae.
GCUCAUAGAAAGGAAUUAGGCUAAAGUAAAGCAAAUGUUUUCCGACUUUUCUUCCUUUAAUGGAAGAAGACUUGUAAAAUUAAUCCGACUUGAGGGAUGUUUGGCUUGGUUUGCUGACCUACGGGUGUUUGAUUCUUCAUGGUAGUGAUUGGUGGUUUGUCCAUCUACAGUCAUGAAGUUUCUCUUUGCUGGUGGCGGCUUGGAGUUUCUCUUUGGUUGUGGCAAACAAGUUUAUGUGUUUUAUUUUAUGUAUUUUAUGUUUAAUGUGGGCUUUAUGCUGAAUGUGGGCGUAAUGCCUCUUUGUGGGCUAUAUGCCUUUUUGUUGGCUUUUGACGUUGCUUUUGUCCGACUUUGUUUGUACUGUUUUAUGUCCUUUUAAGGAUUUGCAAUGAAUUGAAAUUUCGACCAAAAAACAAAACCUUUCCAAGUUGGAAAGUUCCUUCCAUGACCACAUCAAAAGCCCAAAAUCUCAAAAAAUCCAAAAGCCCAAAGCCCUCACUUGUUGUAACAUAAUAACAACAUUAACCGUCUCUCAUUCCUCAAUAAACACCUGAGUUAAUGAAACUCAAAAGCUCAAACUCUCAUUACCAAUGAGCUUUUAGCUGACAUGGAUUUUGGGGCAAACAAAACUCCAAGGAGCUCUUAAUCUCAGCUUUGAGCUCCUCAGAGGACCCAAAACCCAGGUGGUGCAGCCAUGCCAGGCCCUGGUCCGCACCUCAUGUACGCCAUGGGCACUGGCCUGGCUCUGACCACUCUCAGCAAUGGCAGGUUCAGCCCCCACCACACCCUCUUCUACACCAUCAACGCCUUCUUUGGCCCUGACAUCGGAUCCUUCUCUGAGUGGCUCGACUCCAUCCUCGGCUUCGGCUUCGGCUCCAAGCUAGCCGACUUAAUCCACCACCCCUUUUACUAUGUUCUCUUUCCCGGUCUUCCUCUGUGUUUGCUCUACUCUUGGGUCUCUAGAGUUUUGCUUCAAAGACGGCUUCUUGAUUCGUUUUCUCGGGUGCCCCUUACUAGGAAGCAGUGCUGGUUCUUGGUGUCAGCUGGUUCUUUUUCACACUUUUUCCUUGACCACUUGUUUGAGGAGAAUGGGCAUUCAAAAAUGUAUACUUGGAUUUUGAGCACUGGUUGGUGGAAGGGCCGGGCACCGGUUAACCCAGAUGCUGUUGUUGUAGUUGGCCUUUUAUGCAUUGUCUUAAUCGGCGGCUUUAUUUACAUCAACAGUUUUGGCAUGCAGGGUUAAGCCUCACAAGUCUAUUAAUAAGCAAUCAUAUCAAUCAGUGACACUGAUUUCCAUUGUAGCAAUCCUGUAUUGCUUGUGGUGUGCAAGCCAAAUACACUGGGUUAAUCCUCAUCGGCCAGCAGUUGGUGAAGAGGCUGAUCUUGGGGUUCUUGUGUUUCUAGCCAUCUACUUCUUUCUUCCUCACCUUUUGUGUAUAUUGUCCAUGCACCCUAGAGAUCUUCAAGCAGAGCAACUUCCACUAUAACAGUAACCAUAUUACUAAACAGAACAUCCCACUUUUGCUGUCCAAUAUAGUCACGACUCACAUCGAACGUUUUGGUCCUGUAUGACACACAGAUUCUCAGGUCUUGCCACGGCGGUUAGUUUUGUUACAUAGCUUGCUACCUUCAUGUGUUGGGUUUUUUCAAAAUUUGUAUCUUAUUACUAUCUUGUAUAUAGCUAUACAUAUAGAAUUUGCAAGAGGCUGUUGAGUGUAGUUGUACCUUGUUGUAAGCCACUGUGAUGAAGCUUGAAUUCCGUCAUUUGUUUCUUUGGUUGAUAGCCCUUUUGCAUUAAAUACUUAUUGAAGAA